AUAGUAAGUCUCUUUCUUUUUACUUUCUUCAUAUUAAUUUUCAAUAGCUACCAAUACCAUACUCAUGCCCACCACCACCCCGAGUUUUACUCAUUCCGGAGCCAUGAAAUCUGUACGUUCGCAGCCACCACUGCCCCCAUUAUGGAGCCCACGACGACCCGCCGUACCGGAUUUACAGGGGUUAGAUUUCCCAGCCGAAUCGGAUUCCCCGCCGGUUAGCAACGACGACGAAAGUGAGUAUUAUGUAUGUAAUGAAUCUAACAAUUGCACCGACGACGAUGGUGAGGGUUAUGAUUCAGAUCCAGAAUAUGAUAACCAGGUCGAUGAAAGCGAGGGUGUAGAUUUCCCAGCCGUACUGGAUUCCCUGCCGGUGAAAGAAGAAAGUGAUAGCAGCAAGGACGGAGGUGAGGAUUAUGUAUCAAAUAAAGAUGACAAUAGCACCAACGACGAAGAUAAGGUUGAUAUUAGUAAUCUGAGGAUAGUCGAGAGUACAGACUAUGAUUUAGUACUAGAACACGAUAAACCUAUGUGGGAGAGCCACUUCAGACAGGUCUACGAGAGCAAGGGUUUUGAUAUUAAAGAUUAUCCUGGGCCUCCUCCGCUGCCUAACUUCUAUCCCCUUGCAAGCUACUUGCGUAUCCGUAAAAAGUAUAGGAUGUUGAAGGGUUAUGCUGAAAGUGCACUUAAGAGAUACCAUGAUGAUACGGGCACCAACCAUGUAAUUGAGGGAAUUCUGAAUGUCAAGAGAGGCGGCUCUCGUGACUACAUUUACUAUCUUAUCUUUUUAGCCAAGACGGAUGAUGAAGAAAGAUACUAUUUUCAAGCUAUGGUGAUCCCAGAUGAAGAGGAUAAUUUGGACUUCCUGGUCGUCAGGAAAAAGGCGGAGAGACGUUGGCGCAGAUGCUAUUGGAUGUAAAUCUCACUAUGUUAUUUGACUGCCUUGUUCAUAUUUUUGUUGGACAUGUUAAAAUAGUAAUGGAUGCUGAGUUUUUCAAAUAUAUUUGAAGUUAUUCUUUUUUUACAAGGUAGAGACCCAUCCGUUGCUUUUUGUUUGUAUAUAGAUUGCACUGUUUUCUGUUUUGAAAUAAUCUGCACUAUGUAGUUUGUUGAUUUUAGUGAAAUAGAUAAAUGUUUUCAUGGAGUUGUUCCAGACACAAA
Solanum stenotomum is the source of this 1158-nucleotide messenger RNA. RefSeq lists its product as uncharacterized. The transcript is spliced from 5 exons. The record is from RefSeq and is a predicted model, not a curated record. The coding region runs from base 65 to 916 and encodes 283 amino acids. Lineage: Eukaryota; Viridiplantae; Streptophyta; Magnoliopsida; Solanales; Solanaceae.